Molecule: messenger RNA, 381 nt
Organism: Fusarium oxysporum Fo47
Lineage: Eukaryota; Fungi; Ascomycota; Sordariomycetes; Hypocreales; Nectriaceae
Exons: 1
Coding region: 1-381 (126 amino acids)
Source: RefSeq, a predicted model, not a curated record
AUGCCGGCCUCGAAAGGAAACCUUACUGGCACUUCUGAUCCCCAGGCCGUCCCUCAUGGCCGCUGGGACUCGUUCCCUGAAGAGCCGUUUCCAUUGUACGCGGGUACGAAGUCAAUCAUCUACAGGUCUGAGGACGGAAAGGUUGUGGUGGGCAUGCUGAGAGAGAAGGGCGGGGAUACUCUGGUAUGGCCUGUGGAUGAGUUUCUAUUUGUGACGGAGGGUUCAAUUAAGAUGGAGGUUCAUGGCGGCGAGAGUUUUGUGCUGGGUAAGGGAGAUGUGAUGGUCAUGAAGAAAGGACAGACGAUUACUUUCGAGUGUAGUGACGACUUUGCGAAUGUGGCUGUAUUCAUGGACUCUCAAGAGAAAGUCACGCUUGUUUAG